Messenger RNA from Leptinotarsa decemlineata (Colorado potato beetle), 1092 nucleotides. RefSeq names its product BRISC and BRCA1-A complex member 1. Gene Ontology annotation, cellular component: BRISC complex; BRCA1-A complex; nuclear body. Gene Ontology annotation, biological process: double-strand break repair; positive regulation of DNA repair; mitotic G2 DNA damage checkpoint signaling. The record is from RefSeq and is a predicted model, not a curated record. Lineage: Eukaryota; Metazoa; Arthropoda; Insecta; Coleoptera; Chrysomelidae.
AAGAAGAAAAAGUCAUGUUUUGAGGUUCGGUUUUCUUUGAGUAAACUAAGUAAACCUGAAAUAGUUCAUUUUCAUAAGUCAUUAAGAAAUACAUUUUUUUUAAUGGCGGAACGUAUAAUACCUAUCCAAAUCGAACAAGAAGAAACUCACGAUGAGAAUGUCAUCCGACUAUCGGAACCAAUGGAGCAGCUGGUUAUUGAACAAGGACCAGUUCCAGUCCAAAUUCAGGAGGAUGAGAUUGAAGAAAACGAUGAUGUUGAGAAAUAUUUCAAAGAAUUUGAUCUGUUUGAAGGGCGGAAUGAAUAUUCUCUAAUUAGUGCUAAUGUUCCGGAAAAAAUUAUUUUGAUAAUUGACAGAGCACAAGAUGAAAAAUGCACACCUUUUCUUACCGAAAAAUCAAAGUUUUCGCCUCUUAGUAUGCUGAGAAGAAUUGUUAAACUGUUUCUGAAAUUGAAACAUAUGAUUAAUGCAGAUCACGAGUUUGCUUUGAUGGUUUUGAAUGAAAAUGAUUCUAGUUGGCAGUGUGAUUUUACACGGGAUCCAAAAAAGUUGAAUUAUAAUAUUGAUAGAAUCAAGCAAUGUGAUGUUGAAGAUUCUUUCAGUCUAAACUCCUUAUUCACCGAGAUAAGCAAUCAUGUACAACUUCCAGAUUUUGACAAUCAACUUCCACCAAGAUAUAUAAUUCGCCCUAUAAUACUCUAUGGUAGAUCCUACACUAUCCCAGCUCUGGAAUCAAAUGCUGAAAUCAGUAAAUUAUUGAACAACCCAUACUUUGUGGUUGACACUCUAUUUACUCAUGAGCCUGUAGACAGAAGUAACAACUGUAAUAAAAUAUCUGAAUGUUUACAAAAAAUUGAUCAAAAAGGCCUAUCUUACUUUCUGCCCGUCGGCAGAGAUACAUCUAGGCUUCACAAAUCUAUGGCUAAACUAUUGGGACAUCCGUUACAAAGGCCCGUUCAGAAAUUGCAAAAAAUUUGAAAUUUCUAGUCUGAUGACUUAACCUCGUAUACAGUCCUUUUUUAUAUAUAUAAAAAUAAUGUAAUAAAACGUAUAUACUUGAAUCAAAUAAAUAUUUUGUUGCUGCAAUUUAAA